Fraxinus pennsylvanica is the source of this 486-nucleotide messenger RNA. The record is from the annotation of a GenBank genome assembly. Lineage: Eukaryota; Viridiplantae; Streptophyta; Magnoliopsida; Lamiales; Oleaceae.
AUGGAGAGCGGCGGCGGAUGUGGUGGUGGUGCUGCAGGAGGGCGGAGCUGUUCAACGGCGGGGAACAAAAGGAAAAACGAGAAGCCAUAUAAAGGCAUAAGGAUGCGUAAAUGGGGAAAGUGGGUGGCGGAGAUAAGAGAACCAAAUAAAAGAUCAAGAAUUUGGCUGGGAUCUUAUUCCACAGCCGUGGCGGCGGCGAGAGCCUAUGACACCGCCGUGUACUAUCUACGGGGUCCGUCUGCUAAGCUGAAUUUCCCAGAUGAAAUCGCCGCCGUCGGACUCAAAGACCUGUCCUCGGCGGCGAUACGCCAAUUGGCAGCGGAGGUUGGCGCCAAAGUUGAUGCACUUCAAUGUAAUUCCAUUAAUGGCACACAAUCGAAGGACCAUGCAAAUCCGUCUUUGCAACCUUCUUGGUUUCAAGAGAAGGUUGACUUGAACCAGAAGCCCAAGCCCGAAUCCGAUGAUCCAAGUCUUGAUUACUGGUGA